Molecule: messenger RNA, 564 nt
Organism: Diatraea saccharalis (sugarcane borer)
Lineage: Eukaryota; Metazoa; Arthropoda; Insecta; Lepidoptera; Crambidae
Source: the annotation of a GenBank genome assembly
AUGGUCUUAGAGCCCGAUGGUCUGAAAUCGGACAAUAAUAUAACAUCACAAUUGAAUCUUUCAUCAACUAAAGCCGGUGAGAUACAUGUUGAUCUCAUCAUUUGGACAUUGGUGGGCACUGGGAUUAUCAUCAUAAUCAUUCUUAUUAUCAUCAUGAUUAAAGUCUGUAGUUCCAAGAAGACAGGCAUAACCAAGAACCAAGAAGACGUCACGUAUGAGAAUCUCUGUAAUGAAUCAGGUACUCCCACAACGUUCCCACGAAGUGCAAGAUUAGAAGAAACUUACUUGAGACCAUCGGACUGUCGAGAAUCACCAUAUGCUAACCUAACAGCAGAUAACGAAACAUACGCCUUGCCAUACGUAGAAAAGAAUAUUGAAAACCUUUAUUCCAAGCCUGUUUCAAAAUCAGAACGAGGCAAAGUCGCACACUCUAAAACAAGUUUGACAGCAGCAAAAAGAACAGAGCCUGUGUAUGCUGAAAUUGACGUAGAUCCUAAAAUUUUCAAUAAAAAUGUCAACACAGCAAUUGAAUACGCAACAGUCGUGACUCAAUCUCAGGACUGA